Molecule: messenger RNA, 552 nt
Organism: Protobothrops mucrosquamatus (brown spotted pit viper)
Lineage: Eukaryota; Metazoa; Chordata; Lepidosauria; Squamata; Viperidae
Product: acyl-CoA (8-3)-desaturase-like
Exons: 4
Biological process (GO): lipid metabolic process
Cellular component (GO): membrane
Molecular function (GO): oxidoreductase activity, acting on paired donors, with oxidation of a pair of donors resulting in the reduction of molecular oxygen to two molecules of water
Source: RefSeq, a predicted model, not a curated record
AUGGACUGGGUAUCUACCCAGCUCCACGCAACAUGCAAUGUGGAUCAGUCAUUUUUCAAUGACUGGUUCACUGGUCAUCUGAAUUUCCAGAUUGAACACCACCUUUUUCCCACAAUGCCUCGCCACAACUAUAGUAAAGUGGCUCCUCUUGUGAAAUCCCUCUGUGCCAAAUAUGGUGUUUCCUAUCAGAGCAAGCCCCUCCUUACAGCCUUUGGAGACAUUCCGCGAUCUCUUAAGGUCUCUGGAGAUGCCUGGCUUGAAGCAUAUCUGCAUGGAUAAACAUUUUGAGAAUGAACUCCAUCCCAAUGAAGAUGCAUCACGCACUAGAGGGCAGCUGGUGGACUAAGGAAGAAUGUGGGGUCUAGUGAGUGAAUAGGCUAAGCGAUAGCUUUGCUGGGAUGGAAUAAUUGUGAUACUUUACUUCAUCCUCUGUACAGUGUUUCCUUGAAUCUGUAUUCUGUUUGUACUAUGGCAUUUGGUGGAUAUGUGAAAGGUGAAUUAGUACCCUUGUAUUUCACUUGCUUCUAUGAGAUUGAAACUUGGCUUUUUUCU